GUCCCGCCCGCCCGGUUUGAGCGAGGAGGGAGGGGGAGGGGGAGGGGCGGCGGUUGACGGUCGGAUGCCGGACGCGUCGAGUUGUCCAUCCCAUUUCUCGCCUCACUUCAUCUCAUACUCGUACCGUAGCGUCUACUUCUUCAUCUUCGUCGUCGGCGGCGGUCCAAUCUCCGGGUAGAAGCCAUGGAGCAACCGGGCUGCUGAGGGAGUCGAUACCAGGAGGAAAGGCAGGGAAAAGGGAGCGGGACUCCUCCCCGUGGGUUAAAAAAAAAAAGGCCCCGAACUCGCCGCCAUCGCAGGUAGUUGACUGUUACGUGGUAAAACUAAGGAACCAUUUGCCCUAAUCAAGGUGCAAAUCAAGAAACGGUUCAAGAAUAUUGCCAGCAGUAAGGACAAUGUCAGAUGAAGGAACCAUGACUGCACAAGUCACCUUGGAAGAUGCCUUAUCCAAUGUUGACCUUUUGGAAGACCUACCACUGCCAGACCAGCAGCCUUGUAUUGAACCACCGCCUUCCUCACUAUUAUAUCAACCAAAUUUCAACACCAACUUCGAAGACAGAAAUGCAUUUGUUACGGGUAUUGCCAGAUACAUUGAGCAAGCAACAGUCCAUUCUAGCAUGAAUGAAAUGUUGGAGGAGGGUCAAGAAUAUGCUGUUAUGCUGUAUACUUGGAGAAGCUGUUCAAGAGCCAUUCCCCAGGUCAAGUGCAAUGAACAGCCUAACAGAGUUGAAAUUUAUGAAAAGACAGUGGAAGUUCUUGAACCAGAGGUCACAAAAUUAAUGAAUUUCAUGUAUUUCCAGCGUAACGCAAUUGACCGGUUUUGUGAUGAGAUGAAGAGACUUUGUCAUGCAGAGAGGAGGAGAGACUUUGUUUCAGAAGCUUACCUUCUCACACUGGGCAAAUUCAUUAAUAUGUUUGCAGUAUUGGAUGAGUUGAAAAACAUGAAAUGUAGUGUGAAAAAUGACCACUCGGCAUAUAAACGAGCUGCUCAGUUUCUUCGUAAAAUGUCAGACCCGCAAUCAAUACAAGAAUCUCAAAAUCUCUCCAUGUUUCUUGCAAAUCACAACAAAAUUACGCAGUCACUCCAACAGCAACUUGAAGUCAUUCCGGGUUAUGAAGAGCUUCUUGCUGACAUUGUAAAUAUUUGUAUUGAUUAUUAUGAGAACAGAAUGUACCUGACUCCUGGUGAAAAGCACAUGCUGCUCAAGGUGAUGGGCUUUGGUCUGUACCUCAUGGAUGGAAACGUUAGCAACAUAUACAAGUUGGAUGCCAAGAAACGAAUAAACUUGAGCAGGAUUGACAAAUUUUUCAAGCAACUGCAGGUUGUACCAUUGUUUGGUGACAUGCAGAUAGAGUUAGCCAGGUACAUCAAGACAAGUGCUCAUUUUGAGGAAAACAAAUCAAGGUGGGCCUGCACAUCACCGAGCAGCAGUCCUCAGUAUAACAUUAUUGAACAAAUGAUUCAGAUCAGAGAAGAUCACAUGCGCUUCAUCUCUGAGUUGGCCCGCUAUAGCAACAUUGAGGUAGUCACAGGGUCAGGAAGGCAAGAUGCUCAGAAGACUGAUGCAGAAUACCAGAAGCUGUCCGAACUAGCUUUACAGGGAAUGCAGCUGCUGUCCCAAUGGAGUGGUCAUGUUAUGGAAGUGUACUCUUGGAAGCUUGUGCAUCCUACUGAUAAGUACUCCAAUAAAGACUGUCCGGAUAAUGCAGAAGAAUAUGAGAGAGCAACAAGAUACAAUUACACAAGUGAAGAGAAAUUUGCACUUGUCGAGGUAAUAGCGAUGAUAAAAGGAUUGCAAGUGCUGAUGGGUAGAAUGGAGAGUGUGUUCAAUCAUGCAAUUCGACAUACCAUUUAUGCCGCACUCCAAAACUUUGCUCAGAAAACGCUUCGUGAGCCUUUACGCCAGGCCAUCAAAAGGAAGAAAAAUGUGAUCCAAAGUGUUCUUCAAGCUAUUCGGAAGACUAUUUGUGAUUGGGAGGUUGGUCAAGAGCCAAUAAAUGACCCUGCCCUCAGAGGAGAAAAAGAUCCCAGAGGUGGCUAUGAUAUCAAGGUUACUCCUCGAGCAGUUGGACCAUCCAGCACCCAGUUGUAUAUGGUGCGCACCAUGGCAGAAUCAUUGCUAUCUGGGGAGCUAGCGAAGCAGCUAAAAUCUUUGGGGCUGGAAAAAACACUCAUUGCGACGAACACGUUUCUGAGACGUUCCUACAUCUAUCCAACCAUUUUAAACUUUGGUGAAACACUUCAGCAGUGCUGUGACCUGUCUCAGCUUUGGUUCAGAGAGUUCUUUCUUGAAUUGACGAUGGGUAGAAGAAUUCAGUUUCCUAUUGAGAUGUCAAUGCCCUGGAUAUUGACUGACCAUAUUUUGGAGACCAAAGAAGCAUCCAUGAUGGAAUAUGUAUUGUAUUCCUUGGACCUGUACAAUGACAGUGCCCAUUAUGCUCUCACUAAAUUCAAGAAACAGUUCCUUUAUGAUGAGAUUGAAGCAGAGGUGAACCUCUGCUUUGACCAAUUUGUGUACAAGUUGGCUGACCAGAUAUAUGCUUACUACAAGAUUCUGGCAGGAAGCCUCCUUUUGGACAAGAGGCUGCGAGCUGAAUGCAAGAAUCAAGGAACUAAUAUACCAACGCCUCCAUCAAAUAGAUAUGAGACUUUAUUGAAACAAAAACAUGUACAGCUGCUUGGUAGAUCAAUAGACCUGAAUCGACUGAUCACUCAAAGAAUUUCAACAGCAAUGUAUAAAUCAUUAGAAUUGGCAAUUACACGUUUUGAGAGUGAAGAUCUCACCUCCAUUGUGGAGCUUGAAGGACUAGUGGAAGUCAAUCGUAUGAGUCACAAGCUGCUUAGUAAAUACCUCACCCUGGAUAGUUUUGAUGCAAUGUUCAGGGAAGCCAAUCAUAAUGUAUCAGCACCAUAUGGAAGAAUAACCCUUCAUGUUUUCUGGGAGCUCAAUUACGAUUUCCUUCCAAACUACUGUUACAAUGGUUCCACGCAAAGGUUUGUGCGCACUGUUCUGCCCUUCUCUCAAGAAUUUCAAAGAGAUAAGCAACCAAAUGCACAUCCACAGUACUUAUAUGGAACUAAGGCUCUGAACUUGGCGUACAGCAGCAUUUACAGCAAUUACAAGAACUUUGUCGGCCCUCCGCAUUUUAGAGCAAUUUGCAAGCUCAUGGGCUAUCAAGGAAUUGCCGUAGUAAUGGAAGAACUACUGAAAGUUGUUAAGAGCCUGCUACAAGGAACCAUUUUGCAAUAUGUGAAGACUUUAAUGGAAGUGAUGCCUAAAAUCUGCCGUUUACCCAGACAUGAAUAUGGCUCGCCAGGAAUUCUGGAAUUCUUCCACCACCAACUAAAAGAUAUUGUGGAAUAUGCAGAACUGAAGACUGUAUGUUUCCAAAAUCUACGAGAAGUUGGAAAUGCUGUUCUCUUUUGCCUUCUUAUUGAGCAGAGUCUGUCUUUAGAGGAAGUUUGUGACUUGCUCCAUGCAGCACCUUUCCAGAAUAUUUUGCCUAGAAUCCACAUCAAAGAGGGUGAGAGGCUAGAUACAAAGAUGAAGAGACUGGAAACUAAAUACGCCGCACUUCAUCUUGUCCCUCUGAUAGAGCGACUUGGAACACCUCAGCAAGUUGCAAUUGCUCGUGAAGGAGAUUUGCUGACAAAGGAGCGCCUCUGUUGUGGACUGUCCAUGUUUGAAGUGAUUCUGACAAGAAUUCAACUAUUCCUGGAUGAUUCCAUUUGGCGAGGACCUCUUCCAAGUAACGGAGUAAUGCACGUGGAUGAAUGUGUGGAAUUCCACAGACUCUGGAGUGCCAUGCAGUUUGUGUACUGUAUUCCAGUAGGGGCACACGAAUUCACUGUAGAGCAGUGCUUUGGGGAUGGACUGCACUGGGCUGGCUGUAUGAUCAUAACAUUGCUUGGACAACAACGGCGCUUUGAUGUCCUUGACUUCUGCUACCAUCUGCUGAAAGUUCAGAAGCAUGAUGGCAAAGAUGAUGUCCUCAAAAAUGUGCCUUUGAAGAAAAUGGUCGACAGAAUUCGCAAAUUCCAAAUUCUCAAUGAUGAAAUCUUUGCUAUCUUGAGCAAGUACCUAAAGUCAGGUGAUGGUGAAAAUGUCCCUGUGGAGCAUGUCCGUUGUUUCCAGCCACCUAUUCAUCAGUCACUGGCAAGCUCCUAAUAUAAGGCACUAGGGGCGGUGGAAGUAAUCGAGGGAUAUUUGUAAGAGAACUGUGUUAUUGUGAGCACCUGAAUAAUCAACUGCCUGAUCUUCUGCAUUCUAAUAAUGGGAAAUGAUUCAAUAUUUAAAUUGCUGUGUGAUUUUGUUUAUAAAUGAGAACAGUUUUUGUAUUAGAUGAGGGUUUUAUGGAUGAUCUUACCAUCAAACACUACCAGCAAUAAAGUACCUGGAAGGAAUUAAAAAUAGUAAAAACUGGUUCGACAUUUUAACCGCAAAGAUUUCUUGAAAUAUAAAAAAAAUGUAUCAGACUAUGACUUCUUUGUAAUGGCAUUGUUAUAAGGAUAUUAACAUUUUUGUUCAAAUCUAUAUAUUUUACACUAGUCUACAUUGAUAGUUUACUAGUGCUGUACUAAAAUGUUUUUUUCCCACUCUUCCAGUAAUAUUUUUGCUUCUAAUUUUUUUUUGUAUUGCGGCUCAUUUAUACUAUUUUCCACUGUUUAUAGUUACAAGAAAUUUUAAAGAUGAGUGAUGAAAUUUUUUGAAAUGUUUACCAGUUUAUAUGGAAAAAUAAAUAUUUCGGCAUCUAAUUUGACGACUCCUGCAAUUUUGCCAGCUUUUCAUUUGAACUGCAUGCAGUUGUUAAUUUAAUCUGAAUCAAAAAUGUUUGGGGUUUAUAGCUAUUUUAUUUUAUCUCGAGAGCAUCAAGAGGAAUGUUUGAUCACAAUUUAGUGAUCCUAUUUACAAAAUUAGACAUGAAUGGAUAUAACAUUAGAAUAGGUUUCUGUGUAGUUCUGAUUUACCCCUUAUCACCAAAUAGUCUGUUGGCAUUCAUUGGAAGUUUAACUUGGAAAAAUAGGAAUUGUCAAUAGAAUGUGGUACUAAAAGUCCUUGAUGUAAAUCAGCCCCUUCAAUGGACUAAUAGGGAUCUAUUUUAAUUACUGGUUAAUGUUUUGCCACCUUUAUACAUAAUUUAUUUUUUUAAAUGGCUCGACCAAUAUUCCCCAUCGAAGCUAGUCCUAUUUGCCUGAGUUGGCAUAUAUCUCACUGUAUGUAUCAUAAUCAUGUACCUGUCCAAGUGUCUUUAAAAUACUGUUAUAUUUAUCAAUUAGAAAUGUCCUUGUGGGUGACUGCGUCUUACAAUUUGCCAUGUGAAUUUUAAUUUCUAUCAUGCCCUUGGAACAAGUGAAGAAAUAAACCUAGAGUACAGGCUUCCA
Amblyraja radiata (thorny skate) is the source of this 5383-nucleotide messenger RNA. RefSeq names its product cytoplasmic FMR1 interacting protein 1 (gene cyfip1). Lineage: Eukaryota; Metazoa; Chordata; Chondrichthyes; Rajiformes; Rajidae. The record is from RefSeq and is a predicted model, not a curated record. Gene Ontology annotation, biological process: regulation of actin filament polymerization. Gene Ontology annotation, molecular function: small GTPase binding. The transcript has 32 exons. The coding region runs from base 396 to 4169 and encodes 1257 amino acids.